This is a messenger RNA of Musa acuminata subsp. malaccensis (wild Malaysian banana), 1323 nucleotides long. RefSeq names its product mitochondrial dicarboxylate/tricarboxylate transporter DTC. Gene Ontology annotation, molecular function: transmembrane transporter activity. The record is from RefSeq and is a predicted model, not a curated record. Gene Ontology annotation, biological process: transmembrane transport. NCBI's taxonomy places the organism in Eukaryota, Viridiplantae, Streptophyta, Magnoliopsida, Zingiberales, Musaceae.
GCUCGUCUGGACUGUAUUGUGCGGUCUGUCUCCUUUCUCUCUCGCUCGCUCGCUCGCUCGCUCGCGUCGAGAAUUUGAGUGGAGAUGGCCGAGGGGAAACCCAAGAGCCAGUCCGGAGUCUGGACCACCGUCAAGCCCUUCGUCAAUGGCGGCGUCUCCGGCAUGCUUGCCACCUGUGUCAUCCAACCCAUCGACAUGGUCAAGGUUAGGAUCCAGCUGGGUCAGGGGUCAGCUGUCCAAGUUACAAAGAACAUGCUUGCCAACGAAGGGUUUGGCUCCUUAUACAAGGGACUGUCCGCUGGUUUACUUAGACAAGCUACUUAUACAACUGCACGAUUGGGUUCCUUUAGGGUAUUGACAAACAAAGCUGUUGAGGCAAAUGAUGGCAAACCACUGCCUUUGCUUCAGAAAGCUGCUAUUGGUCUUACAGCUGGAGCAAUCGGAGCAUGCAUAGGCAGUCCGGCAGAUUUAGCACUAAUCAGGAUGCAAGCUGAUGCAACUUUACCUGCUGCACAGCGACGAAACUAUAAAAAUGCUUUCCAUGCACUCUAUCGUAUUAUUGCUGAUGAAGGGGUUCUAGCUUUAUGGAAAGGUGCAGGUCCUACAGUAGUAAGGGCAAUGUCAUUGAAUAUGGGUAUGCUUGCUUCGUAUGACCAGAGUGUUGAGCUAUUCAGGGACUCACUUGGCUUUGGUGAAGUUAGCACAGUUCUUGGGGCAAGUGCUGUUUCUGGAUUCUUUGCAUCUGCUUGCAGUUUACCAUUUGACUAUGUGAAAACACAAAUACAGAAGAUGCAGCCUGAUGCCAAUGGAAAGUAUCCCUACACUGGGUCAUUAGAUUGUGCCAUGAAGACUCUGAAGUCCGGUGGUCCUUUCAAAUUUUACACUGGAUUUCCUGUCUACUGUGUGAGAAUUGCUCCGCAUGUCAUGAUGACAUGGAUAUUCUUGAAUCAAAUUCAGAAGGUUGAGAAGUCUAUGGGCUUAUAGAUAUCCAUUUAUUUGGGAUCCCUAUGCAUUGAUUGACUGUUCUAUGCUAAUACCUUGGUGAUUGAACUUCCGUAGGCUGGUUUUGGUAUAACACAGCCUUUGACUUACUCAAUUCACGGCAUGAUUUAGCGAAGGUGUAAUAAACUGUUGUUGCACGUGGGAAGUAUUACCAUACAGUCAUUUAGUUCGAUGCGCAACUCAAUUGGUAGUAAAACAUAACAUCUCUUGUUUCUCUUUCCUAUGUAUCUCAGCUUUCAUUUUCUCGAUAUCUGAUGAAUUUGUAUGUUGGCUUGGUCAAAAAAUUGAUCUAGGUUAAUUUAUUUAUAUCAUAACAUAUUA